Suillus fuscotomentosus is the source of this 666-nucleotide messenger RNA. RefSeq lists its product as uncharacterized. NCBI's taxonomy places the organism in Eukaryota, Fungi, Basidiomycota, Agaricomycetes, Boletales, Suillaceae. The transcript has 7 exons. The coding region runs from base 1 to 546 and encodes 181 amino acids. The record is from RefSeq and is a predicted model, not a curated record.
AUGUGGAACACUAUUGUCGGGAGGCACGCACACAAGACCAUCGCAGGAAGCUUGGGUAUCGCAACAGUCACUGCUCGUUUCGCACCUAUCGUCAUUUGGGCUACAGACAUUAUAGAUGCUGCCAAUGCAACAGUAAAGGCGAGGAAGAAGAAACGCAUUGUUUGUUUGAGCGAGCGAGUGUGUGUUACCGUGGAGAACAAGCAAAUGAGAGAAUCAAAUGAUAUAUUGGACUGCAGGUAUGUUGUUCGACGUUCGUCAUUGCGGAGUUUCAACAAUGCGAAUGCGGGGAUGCUACUUAUUUCCAGUAAUUACAAUCAAAUGCGUCGUACAUCAUGGCGCUGGCAGGGCAUCUGUGAGUUUCAUAACGAUCUGCAGUAUGAGUUUUCCAAAACUUGGCAUCACUAUGUUGCUCACCAGACUCGGACUCAUCUCGGCACUCUUUGCUAUCGCUUCAAGGACCGAUAUACGCAGGAACUCGCUAGGAUGUUGCUACGUGCAAAUUGGCUUGUAUGUCUCUGGAUAGCACGCCAAUCUGGAAAUCACUGAGUUUUAUCUUCUUUUUCUGUUCUUCUGAAGAUAAUUUAUCAUAGGAUGUCUCCGGUCUUGAGCUUGCCCACCCAGAAAAAUACAAUUGUGCCUCACUCGACCUCGCUUGGGGCUUCGCUG